CUCUCUGAUGGUUAAAAAAGCUGUUUUUUCAGAUUUGUGUAUAUUUGUCUCAUAUAAAUGUCAACUAAGCUGACCAGAACUUUUCCUGUUUCAGUGUCUGAGCUGAGGGUUGUUCUGCUGGGAGGCAGCUGGUCCAACAGAAGUUCAUUAGGAAACUUCAUACUGGGAGAGACUGCUUUCAGGAAAACAUCAGAGUCUUUUCUGAGAGUCAGUGAACCAUUCAGAGACAAAACAGUAGCCGUCAUCAACACCCCAGAUCUGCUGUUUACUACCGACGACAACCUGACAGAGUUUAUACGAAGAUGUGAAAGAGAAUCUGAUCCUGGACCUCAUGUGUUCCUGCUGGUUGUACAGCCUGAAGACUUCACUGAGGAGCAUGGAUGGAGGCUACAAACAGUCCUUGACCAAUACAGCGACCGAUCAUUUGAUCAUUCACUGCUGCUGAUAUUAACGCCCAGAGAGGAGAGUCCAGGUUGGAUGGAGAAACACAUGGAAAACGCUCCCUUAAAAGGCCUGAUCAGAAAAUGUAGAUACAGAUACUUGAUGAUGAAGAACCUUGACCAUGAAGAGCUGCUGACACGCUUUGGUCAGAUUUCAAAAGAAAACAACGGAGAACAUGUGAGCUAUGAAGCAUUUGAGGAGCCAACAGCUACUUUAGAAGGUCGUUAUCAAAGCCUGAAACAAACGAAACCACCAACAAGUUCUAUCACAGCUGCUGUUAAAGCUGCUGGUAAGUACAGAAACUCUUCUGACAAGAAAGCUAGAACUCGCAAUAUACAUAUAAAUCCUCAUUAUAUCAAAUUAAAACAAUCUGCAAAUUAACGAUGUGAUUUUUUUUACAGGGCUGCAUGAACAAAUCGUUCCUCAACUCUCUUCAUCUCAGAGUGAGUAGUUUCAUCACAAAGUUACUUUAACUGCUUUUCAAUACUUAAUCAUGGUCAAUUUAAUUUGGCUUUGUUGACAAGAAUUUGAACUUUAAUUUCAAAAUGAAAAUAUUGUCCUACAAAGUAGGGUUAAGAGUCCCUCAGCCAAGGUUUGAGUGCAGCUUCCCUGCAAGACCACUGACAGAACGACCUCCUUAUGGGCUCCAUUAGACACCCUUUUCUUCUCCCAAUACAAGAAAACCAGAGUAUCGAACAAAUUAAGAAAUCUUCAUCCUCAAUUAAAAGGUCUGCUGGUUCCAUUCUUUGGCAAAUUUGUGCUCUCAAGUGGUGCUCAGGUAAGAACCCAGGUGCAGAUAUCCAGGCGCAUGCACCUGAUAUGGUGUGGUAACAAAAACAACUUUAAAACAGCUUACUGAAAGAGAGACAAAGCCUGGCCAACAAGCAAAGGGUGGCUGUAGUGUGCAGGUGAAUAAAGACAGAUAAAGAUGGAAGGAAUUAUUCCAAUAGACAGAAUCUAAAAGCACAGCCUUAACUGAUGACAUCAAAACCCUUCGCUCAGGGGAUCAUUAUGAUAUCUAGAUUAGAUUAAAUCCUCAUUGAUCCCACAGCAGGGAA
Acanthochromis polyacanthus (spiny chromis) is the source of this 1499-nucleotide messenger RNA. RefSeq names its product GTPase IMAP family member 4-like. The record is from RefSeq and is a predicted model, not a curated record. Lineage: Eukaryota; Metazoa; Chordata; Actinopteri; Pomacentridae. Gene Ontology annotation, molecular function: GTP binding. The transcript has a single exon. Bases 58 to 822 code for a protein of 254 amino acids.